AUGGAAGUUGUACAGUCGGACCAAGACCCAGUUGCCGAACCAAGAGCGGAUGGAGAACCUGACCUGGCGGAUGAUGGCAGUCAGUCUGCGAAAGGAAAAGGAGAGAGAACAGGCGCAGGCAAGGCACAAAGUGAGGAGGCUCAACGAUCGCAGGACAACAAUACCGCUUCUUCGGCUGAGCCCAUGAACCUCGACCCUUUCGUGGCCCCGUCCUCCUCUUCUAUCAGUUCGCCUGCUGGGUUCUCGCCCUCGAUGAGUGACGAUCCCUCCUCCCAGCAUGCUGUUGCUUCGGCAAUUCCUAUCAGGAAUGCAAAAGACGAGCUCCAGUCACCCAUGGGCAUAGUUAUGCCUGCUUCCCUGCCUCAUCAUCCGCAUGUUGGAACCCAGACCAGUGAGUUCGGCUACGUCCAGCGCCGAGUGAGGAAGACAAGUGUGGAUGAACGGAGUGCUCGAAAACGACCGGCUGACUCGUCACCACAUGUCCCUCCUGUACAUGGACUGAUUAUCUCUCAUGAUCCAGACCCUGAUGCGGGCAUGACCGACUUCACCCUCGACCACAGCCAUGGUCACGGCCACGGCCAUAGUCACAGUUUUAGCCUGGGGAGCCAUCCACCUCAUUCAAUGCCGCUGAACCUGGAUACAUUCCAGGUUGAAGAUGCCAGCGCCCUGGAGCAUCCAUCGUUUAGUACUGGCUUUCAGCUCUCCCCCACAGAGCUGUCUCAUAUGCAGAGUGGAACGUUUUCCAAUCUAUAUUCACAUACCCCACUAGGCUCAUCGAUCAACUCCACAGACUUCUUUUCUUUGACGGCCUCAGGUUAUCAUUCUGCAGUCUCAACUCCCCACCCUGGCUUUGAAAAGGACCACUCUGCAUUCCAGCAUCCCGUAGGCUCCUUCCACUCACAUUCUCUCUCCAACCUCUCAGCUCCCUCAACAUCCCGGUACAUGUACCACCAUGCCGGCAACGAUCACUCGUUCAACAUGGCUGGAAGUAGCGGUGCAUCUUCUGUAGUCAACCCAUCCGGAUUCAGCCUGCAGCAGCAGCAGCACUUUACCCCAUCUACCUGCCAGCCGAUUACGGACUCUUCCGCUCGGCCGUCCACCAGCCUAUCAUCUGCCAAGGGGAACGUGUUCAGCUUCGGUGGAGAUUCAGAUAAUGAGGAAGAUGGUGGAAAUGCAUUCCUUGACCGCAAUAUGGAUCUUUCUGCCGACUUUAAUAUGCUCGACGACCCUUCAAUGAACUUUGGCUCCAGUAUGCAAUGGGACGGAAGCUAUACAGGUUCCAUUAACUCCAUGCCGUCCACCCACAGCCAGCCGUCAAAGCAAUCCGCUAUUGGUGCAGCCGAAUUAGACGACAGGAGCAGCGACUGGGCUCAAGUUGGAAGUUUAAACCGGACACACGGGUCAGCCGCGUCUGUAACCGAAUUGCGUAACCGCGAUCCAGAUCCCAGACGACAAAAGAUUCCCCGAACCAUAUCUACGCCAAACGCAACCCAGCUCCUUCGACAAGGAACAGACAACAACGGUUUUAAAUCACCACAUUCUCCCAGCUCCGGACCCAACAGCAACACUCCCUCCAGACCUACAAGUCCUAGUGGCACCAAGAACUCCGAUCCCGCUGGUGCAACGACAUCGUGCUCUAAUUGUUUCACGCAAACUACUCCCCUCUGGCGUCGUAACGCCGAAGGCCAAUUCUUAUGUAACGCUUGUGGCCUGUUCCUCAAACUUCACGGCGUUGUACGGCCCCUCGCUCUAAAAACGGAUGUCAUUAAGAAACGCAAUCGUGGUGGAGGAAGCAAUGUCGCGGCUGGUGCUGGGGCAAGGGCAGGCAAGAAGACUGCUCGAAAAAAUUCCACUAACCAGUCCGCUGUAUCGGCCCCCAUACCUGCCAGAGCACCACCAGCUUCAUCCCAACCGCCUACUCCAAUCUCAAGUACGCCUACCAGCACAGGCACCACCCCUACGUCGACAUCCGCUCCUUCGAGAACAGCCGUACCAAUCGCAGCAGCGCCGCCAAGGCAAACUCUCCCAGCCACGUCAUCCAGUAGCAAUAUCAUCCCAACAACAGCGUCUGGUACACCGUCACGGCUUAUCCCAGGGCGACCUCGCUGCCUCGAUAAAAGUUCAGUCUCGGGCAUGUACGCGAACGUCAGAAACCCUCCAGAAUCUGACAUGAUGCGAGAUAUAUCGAAUAGGCACAGGGUAACUCAGGCACCACAACAACCUCGUCAACCUCCAGCGGCUUUUAACCCUGCUCAUCACAGUUUAGCGGCUGGUGCGUCGAGAACUAAUAGCCAGGAGUGGGAGUGGCUGACCAUGAGCCUAUGA
This is a messenger RNA of Microsporum canis CBS 113480, 2325 nucleotides long. Its product is annotated as nitrogen regulatory protein areA. Gene Ontology annotation, biological process: negative regulation of transcription by RNA polymerase II; positive regulation of transcription by RNA polymerase II. The coding region runs from base 1 to 2325 and encodes 774 amino acids. The transcript has 3 exons. NCBI's taxonomy places the organism in Eukaryota, Fungi, Ascomycota, Eurotiomycetes, Onygenales, Arthrodermataceae. The record is from RefSeq and is a predicted model, not a curated record. Gene Ontology annotation, molecular function: zinc ion binding; RNA polymerase II cis-regulatory region sequence-specific DNA binding; DNA-binding transcription factor activity, RNA polymerase II-specific.